AUUCCAAAUGACUUUUAUAAUGUUGUUAAGAGUGCCAUUGUAAGUGAAUCCUGGAAAAAAAAACAGCUUGAUAGGAUUUUUUUCUGGGUCAAACCUAAUGUUUUUCGACUACUAUAACCGUCAGCAUUAUGCUUCUACAUCCAGGCUUUUUUUUUUUCUUGAAGUGUAUUAUUCACUUUCUUCUGGUAACUUUUUACUUUAUUGUUUUCAGUAGGCUUUGCUAGUUGCUAGUGAGAAAGGCCAGUAUUUUGGGGUGCCUUGUCACCCUUAUGUGUGAAGGUAAAUGAGAUUAUGCCCAAUUAUUAUAUAUUUUAAAAACUUUAGUUUUUUUUUUUCCUAACCUUAAAAAUGUUGUUCCACAGUACAUCAAUAGACCAGACAGCAGUGAUAUGGGUUUGGCAAAGCGAGACCAACACUGUGGAAUGUGUGAGUGAGUGUCGUGGUCACACUCAGAGUGUUGAGUGUGUUGCUGUCGACCACAGCAAGCAGUUUUUUGCAACUGGUUCAUGGGACAAUAUGUUGAAGAUCUGGUCUACAGUUAACAAAGGUGUUGAGGAGGAAGAGGAAGAGGAGGAUGAAGAACGUGAUUUGAAGAAAAGACGAGCAGCAAAGAAGCCUCAGAAGAAGGUAAAUAUUAGUACAGUCACACCCUGUCCUACGUAAUUGAUUCCAAGAGCCAUGACAUAACCUGGU
Messenger RNA from Cherax quadricarinatus, 693 nucleotides. Lineage: Eukaryota; Metazoa; Arthropoda; Malacostraca; Decapoda; Parastacidae. The record is from RefSeq and is a predicted model, not a curated record.